AUGUUGAAAAAAAAGGAAGAUUACGAUAAAACAACAGAAUCAAUCAAUUCAAAAGAUGAAGAAUAUCAACAAACUCAUAAUGGUAAUAUUAUAAUAGAAGAUGGUAAUCCAGACUUAUCAUUAUCAAACAUAUCAAGAUAUUUCUUUACAAGAAUUCCAACUUUAUUUGCAAUAAAAUCAACAAACUUAGAAACAUUAAAUCCAAUUAAUGGAUUACAUGGAAUGACUUUAAGAAAUUGGAAUUAUUUUUUCUUAGGAAUGUUUGGUUGGUUAUCAGCUUCAUUUGAUUUUUUUUGUACUUCAGUUGCAGGUACACAAAUUGCCAAAAGUUUAGAUGUAUCAACAAGUGAUAUUACAUGGGGGUUAUCAGCUGUGUUGAUGGUUAGAUCAGCUGGUGCAAUUAUCUUUGGUCUUUGGACUGAUAACUACUCGAGAAAAUGGCCAUUUAUUUUCUGUUGUGGUAUGUUUGUUGCCUUACAGAUUGGUACUGGAUUUGUUUCAACCUAUGUACAAUUCCUAGCAUGUCGUGGUCUCAGUGGUGUUUGUAUGGGUGGUAUUUAUGCUGCUUCUGCUGCUACUUCCUUAGAUGAUGCACCUGUCAAGGCAAGAUCUUUUCUUUCUGGGUUAUUUUUCACAGCUUAUUCAAUGGGACUUAUAUUUGCAACUAUUUUCUGGAGAGCUUUCCAAGAUACAAAACAUAGUUGGAGAGCAUUGUUUUGGUUUUCUUCAAGUAUCCCAGCAAUUUUAAUCAUAUGGAGAUUAUUAUUCCCAGAGACUCAAUACUUCCAAAAAUCUCAAAAGGCAAAAGAAUUAAUUAAACAAGAUCAAAUAAAAGCUGGUGUUUAUGUUGAACCUACAUUCAACUCAAAAUCAGCAAAUUUUGGUGGAUUGAUCCAAAAGCAUUGGGUUAUGUUUGUUUAUUUAAUCUUAUUGAUGACUGGUCCAAAUUAUCUUACACAUGCAUCACAAGAUCUUUAUCCUUCAAUGCUUAGACAACAACUGGGAUUUUCAGAAAAUGCCAUAACCGUGGCAGUUGUUGUUUCUCAAUUAGGUGCUUGCGUAGGAUCAUUAUGUGUUGGUAUUAUUAUGGAAAUCUUAGGAAGAAGAUUAUCAAUCAUUAUAUGUUGUAUUCUAUGUGGUUGUUUUGUGUAUCCAGCAUGGAUGAUUCAAACUUCUCCUGCUGUUCUUGGAGGUGGAUUUGCUGUCUUCUUUGCAGUCAUGGGAGUUUGGGGUGCUAUUCCAGUUCAUCUUUCAGAAUUAUCACCACCAGAUGCUAGAGCUUUAUUUUCAGGGUUAAGUUAUCAAUUGGGUAAUUUGGCAAGUAGUGCUGCUUCUACAAUUGAAACUGAUUUGAGUAAUAAAUAUCCAUUAGAAGUGGAUUCAAAUGGUGAUGCUAUAAAAUUUGAUUAUGCUAAAGUUAUGAGUAUAUUGACUGGUGCUGUUGCUAUUUAUACCUUAAUUAUUACAUUUGUAGGUCCUGAACAUUUCCAUAGAGACUUAUCAUCACCUAUAAUGAAGAAAUAUAUGGAAAAGGUGGAUCAAUUAGAAAAAGAUAAAGAAUAUGGUGUAUUACACACGGAAGAUGUUGAAGUUUUUGAGAAGUCAGCCGUCAAGCAUGUUGAUAACUCUAAAGACUAA
Hansenula ciferrii is the source of this 1638-nucleotide messenger RNA. Its product is annotated as Carboxylic acid transporter protein. The transcript has a single exon. The record is from RefSeq and is a predicted model, not a curated record. Bases 1 to 1638 code for a protein of 545 amino acids. Lineage: Eukaryota; Fungi; Ascomycota; Saccharomycetes; Phaffomycetales; Wickerhamomycetaceae. Gene Ontology annotation, cellular component: plasma membrane. Gene Ontology annotation, biological process: plasma membrane lactate transport. Gene Ontology annotation, molecular function: secondary active monocarboxylate transmembrane transporter activity.